GCCCGGCUCGGGGCCGGGGGGGGGAGGAGGGCGUCACGGAGACUUGGGGUUCGCCCUGUGACACAAUUACAACAACUUUGUGGUGGUGCUGGCGAAGUUUGUGAUUCUAGGAAAUCCUCCUAGUGCUGCGAGCUUCCGCCUCUUCUGCUGUCCCCGCCUACUCCGCGAUGUGAUCCAGUAGCCGAGCCCCGCAGCCUGUGCUGUUUCUGCCACCACCUUGGGAUUUUUUUCAUCGCCGUCAUCCGAGGUAGGGGAGGCAACGGCGAUAAAGUGCUAUUUUCACGCGGCACAUCUUUUCGAGCUCUGGACUAGAGGUUGGUGGACUUGUGGGUUUCGGCGCUGGACUUUAAAUUUGUUGUGUUCUAAUGAAAUCCUGCGGAGUAUCGCUCGCUACCGCCGCCACUGCUUUCGGUGAUGAGGAAAAGAAAAUGGCGGCGGGAAAAGAGAGCGGCGAGAGCAAGGAGGGGUCCUGUAGCUUGACAGCCGAAGAGAGGGAGGCACUCGGCGGAUUGGACAGCCGUCUCUUUGGGUUCGUGAGGCUCCACGAAAAUGGCGCCAGGACUAAGACCCUCUUGGACAAGGCUGUUCGCUGCUACGAAUCUUUAAUCUUAAAAGCUGAAGGAAAAGUGGAGUCUGAUUUCUUUUGUCAAUUAGGUCACUUCAACCUCUUAUUGGAAGAUUAUCCAAAAGCAUUAUCUGCAUAUCAGAAAUACUACAGUUUACAGACUGACUACUGGAAGAAUGCUGCCUUUUUAUACGGCCUUGGUUUGGUUUACUUCUACUACAAUGCAUUUCACUGGGCAAUUAAAGCAUUUCAGGAGGUGCUUUAUGUUGAUCCCAGCUUUUGUCGAGCCAAGGAAAUUCAUUUGCGACUUGGGCUUAUGUUCAAAGUGAACACAGACUAUGAAUCUAGUUUAAAGCAUUUUCAGUUAGCUUUGAUUGACUGUAAUCCCUGUACUUUGUCCAGUGUUGAAAUUCAAUUUCAUAUUGCCCACUUGUAUGAAACCCAGAGGAAAUACCAUUCUGCAAAGGAAGCCUAUGAACAACUGUUGCAGACAGAAAACCUACCAGCACAAGUAAAAGCAAUUGUUUUACAACAGUUAGGAUGGAUGCAUCAUAAUGUGGAUCUGCUGGGAGACAAAGCCACCAAGGAAAGCUAUGCUAUUCAGUAUCUCCAAAAGUCUUUGGAGGCAGAUCCUAAUUCUGGCCAGUCUUGGUAUUUUCUUGGGAGGUGUUACUCAAGUAUUGGGAAAGUUCAGGAUGCCUUUAUAUCUUACAGGCAAUCUAUUGAUAAAUCAGAAGCCAGUGCAGACACAUGGUGUUCAAUAGGCGUGCUUUAUCAGCAGCAAAAUCAACCUAUGGAUGCUCUACAGGCCUAUAUUUGUGCCGUACAAUUGGAUCAUGGGCAUGCAGCAGCCUGGAUGGACCUAGGUACUCUCUAUGAAUCCUGCAACCAACCUCAGGAUGCCAUUAAAUGCUACAUAAAUGCAACUAGAAGCAAAAGUUGUAAUAAUACCUCUACACUUGCGGGAAGAAUUAAAUUUUUACAGGCUCAGUUGUGUAACCUUCCACAAGGUAGUCUACAGAAUAAAACUAAAUUACUUCCUAGUAUUGAGGAGGCGUGGAGCCUACCAAUACCCGCAGAGCUUACCUCCAGGCAGGGUGCCAUGAACACAGCACAGCAGGCUUACAAAGGUCAUCAUCCAAAUACUGAACCUGUAUUAGGCCUCAGUCAAAUACCACUUUCACAGCAGUCCUUGCCAGUACAUAUGAUUACUUCCAGCCAAGUAGAUGGCUCAUCCAGCCCUGCCAAGAAGAAAAGAACAUCUAGUCCAACAAAGAAUAGUUCUGAGAACUGGAAUAGAACUGUUUCACAUACUCCAGUACCACAGCAAGUUCAUUCAUUGUAUUUGACACCACAGAAAUUACAGCACUUGGAACAGCUGCGGGCAAAUAGAGAUAAUUUAAAUGCAACACAGAAACUGAUGCUGGAACAGUUGGAAAAUCAGUUUGUCUUGAUACAAAUGGGACAGACAGGACAAACUACUGGAAUUCCUAAUGGGCCAAUAGCUAACUCAUCACUGCCUACAAACUUUAUCUGUAGCCAGCAACCACAUUCUACUCUGCCUAGACAAUCUAGUGUCUCUCAGCCUGAAGUUCGCUCUGCUUGUUUUGAAGAGCCUUUGUCCAAUGGACCAUUUGCUGGAGGCUGUGCUCCUUUUGGCACAUCAAAAUCACUAGGGAGUACAGACAAUAUUUUGGUAGGCAAUAAUUAUGUAACAGGAAGUGGAAGUAAUGGAAAUGUGCCUUACCUGCAGCAAAACACACUCAUUCUACCUCAUACCUGCACAAACCUGACCAACAGCACAGAAGAGCCAUGGAGAAAACAGCUGUCUGACUCCACUCAGGGGCUUCACAAAGGUCAGAAUUCACAUUUGGCAGGAUCUCAUGAUGAACAACCUCCUUUUCACACUGGGCCUGCCCAGUGUCUCCAGGCAGCUAGCACUGCUAUUCAGAAACAGACUGGACAUCAAACUCUGCCUAGCAAUUCAGUAACACAGGGAGCUGCUCUCAAUCACCUCUCCUCUCAUAUUGCUACCUCAGGUGGACAACAAGGCAUUACCUUUACCAAAGAGAGCAAACCUUCAGGAAAUCGAUCUUUGGUGCCUGAAACAAGCAGGCAAUUUGGAGACACACCUAAUGGCUGUGCUGGUGUCAAAGGACUUUCUAAUCAUGUUCAGCAGUUGAUGGCAGAACCUGUUUGCAAUCCUAACCAUGGAGAUUCCCUAUCACCAAAUGUACAAAUUUCAGAUAAUCCUCAGAUGUCUGCCUUGUUGAUUGGAAAAGCCAGUGACAGUGAGGGGACUGGAGCCUGUGACAAAGUUAAUAAUUUUCACCCCAGCGUUGAUACAAAGAAUAAUAAUUCUGUUGCCUCGUCACCCUCUUCAGUCAUUUCUACUGCAACUCCUUCUCCAAAAUCCAUUGAACAGACAACCACACACAUUGUUCCCAGCCUUAACAGUCCUCACAGGUCAAAUACACUUAAUGGAGAAGGGCUAGAGAACUCACAGAGCUCUGUAAAAACAGACCUGCCUAUAAUUAGCCAAAAACCUGGUCCUCAUGUUAUACCAUCAAUGUCUGUGUCCAUAUAUUCCAGUUCCUCAGAAGUUCUGAAGGCAUGCAGGAAUCUAGGUAAAAAUGGAUUGUCUAAUAGUCAUAUUUUGUUGGAUAAAUGUCCGCCUCCAAGACCACCAACCUCACCAUAUCCUCCCUUGCCAAAAGACAAGUUGAAUCCACCCACACCUAGUAUUUAUUUGGAAAACAAGCGUGAUGCUUUCUUUCCUCCAUUACAUCAGUUUUGUACAAAUCCCAAAAACCCUGUUACAGUAAUACGUGGCCUUGCUGGAGCUCUUAAAUUAGAUCUUGGACUUUUCUCUACCAAAACUUUGGUAGAAGCUAACAAUGAGCAUACUGUGGAAGUGAGGACACAGUUGUUGCAACCGGCAGAUGAAAACUGGGAUCCUACUGGAACCAAGAAAAUCUGGCGUUGUGAAAGUAAUAGAUCUCAUACUACAAUUGCAAAGUAUGCACAAUACCAAGCCUCCUCCUUCCAAGAAUCAUUGAGAGAAGAAAAUGAAAAAAGAAUGCAACAUAAAGAUUAUUCAGAUACUGAAUCCGUAUCUUCAGAUUCUUCUGGAAGAAGAAGGAAAGGACCUUUUAAAACCAUAAAAUUUGGAACCAAUAUUGACCUCUCCGAUGACAAAAAGUGGAAAUUGCAGCUACAUGAGCUAACUAAACUUCCUGCUUUUGUGCGUGUGGUAUCAGCAGGAAACCUUCUAAGCCACCUUGGUCAUACUGUGCUGGGCAUGAACACAGUUCAGCUAUACAUGAAAGUUCCAGGGAGUCGAACACCAGGUCACCAAGAGAAUAACAACUUCUGUUCUGUUAAUAUAAAUAUUGGUCCAGGUGAUUGUGAAUGGUUUGUUGUUCCUGAAGAUUAUUGGGGUGUUCUCAAUGACUUUUGUGAAAAAAAUAAUUUGAAUUUCCUUAUGAGUUCUUGGUGGCCGAACCUUGAAGAUCUUUAUGAAGCAAAUGUGCCUGUUUACAGGUUUAUUCAAAGACCUGGAGAUUUGGUCUGGAUAAAUGCAGGCACUGUUCAUUGGGUUCAGGCUGUUGGUUGGUGCAACAAUAUUGCCUGGAAUGUUGGUCCACUUACAGCCUGCCAGUAUAAAUUGGCAGUGGAACGAUAUGAAUGGAAUAAAUUGCAAAGUGUGAAGUCAGUAGUACCCAUGGUGCAUCUUUCUUGGAAUAUGGCACGGAAUAUCAAAGUCUCAGAUCCUAAACUCUUUGAAAUGAUUAAGUAUUGUCUUCUGAAAAUUCUAAAACAAUGUCAGACACUGAGAGAAGCUCUUAUUACUGCAGGAAAAGAGGUUAUAUGGCAUGGACGGACAAAUGAUGAACCAGCACAUUAUUGUAGCAUUUGUGAGGUGGAGGUUUUUGACCUCCUUUUUGUCACUAAUGAAAGCAACUCUCAAAAGACUUACAUAGUACAUUGCCAAGACUGUGCACGAAAAACAAGUGGAACUCUGGACAAUUUUGUGGUGCUAGAGCAGUACAAAAUGGAGGACCUGAUACAAGUCUAUGACCAGUUUACAUUAGUAAGUGAAUUCAACAUGCUCCUUCAUUGUCAUCAUCCUCCUGAUAAUUGUCCCAUGAAUAUUAAAUGACACCUUUUCUACUCUUCAGGAAAGGUCUGCACCACUGGUUUUGUAGGUGUUUUCAUAAGACUGCUGACUAAAAGCUAUGUCUAUGCAACCUUCCAAGAAUAGAGUAUCAACCAUCUGGAUAUAGGAGAGCACUGCCUAUAUACCACUAUAAUUAAUAAUCAAAUGUAUUAUGAUACCUGACGAGAAUUGGCGAUGUCAGACUACUGACUUGAAGAUAACCUUUCUCUGUGUUUCUGUAUUUCUGAACUGCUAACUUAGUUUUCUCAUUUAUUUUGCCCUUUGAGAAUUUUCCUGAGAGAAAAAUACUGUUCUAGCUCACUUGUUGGUAAGAUAGUUAACAAAUUCAAAUCUUCAAUCAACUUUUUUUUUAAUGUGAAAUAUUAAAGAGAAGGUUUUUUGGGUUUGUUUUUUGGAAUUUUUGUUUUUUUACCAUUUUAUUUUUUUCUCUAUUGUUUGAGGCCAGAGUGAUUACACUUCUGGUUCUAACAUAAAACUUUAAGAAAAGACUUACUAUCUAAUAGCCAAGACACAAAGAUAAUGGAUUGCACAUAGACUAAGGAGUAAACUUCAGAUUUGUGAUUUUUGUUUCUAAUCUUGAUACAGAUUUACACUAUUUAUGAAUACAUAUUUAUUGCUUGAAAAUAUUUGUGAAUGGAAUGUUGUUAUUUUACCUGAGAUUUACCUGCCAUUAAUAUUAAGGGGUUCUGUAAUUUUAGGCACUACUCCUUUUACAUUUUCUAUGUGUAAAUAAAACUACUUAGCAUUGUACAGAAACUUUUAUUAAAAUUGUUUAAUGUUUAAAGGGUUUUCCACUGUUUGAGUUUUAAAAAAGACUUUGUGUAAAGUCAUAGCCUUUGUUCGUUUUCAGAUCUGAUUAUAUGUAUUUUAUAUAUACAUAUAUAUUCACACAUAUGUAUAACAUAUAGAAAUGAAAAUAUAUAAUUGUAUAAAGAUAGAACAGAUUUAAAAUUUUUCACAUCUGUGAUAGUUUUUGAGGUGCCUACUGUAAAGUAUUGCUUACAAAAAUAUGCUUAUUUUUAAAGUAAAAGACUUUUAGUCUGGUUUAGUAAAUUACAGUUAAGCCAAUAAUAGCUGGCAAAAUGUAUAUUAGAAAAAAGGAUUUGGGGUUUUAAAAGGAACAUUAUAGAAAUUUGUUAAAUCUUAUUUAUCACUUUGUUAUAGAAAAGAGAUUCAGAAUGAGGAGGAUGGCUUCUGCUUUAAAGGACACAUAUGUUAAAUUAAUUAUUUUUUAAAGUUAGGUAACUUCAAAAUUCUGUGCUUUCUGUUUGUUGAAUAUGUCUGAAGAAGGAA
Messenger RNA from Lynx canadensis (Canada lynx), 6038 nucleotides. RefSeq names its product lysine-specific demethylase 6A-like. The transcript has 30 exons. Gene Ontology annotation, molecular function: histone H3K27me2/H3K27me3 demethylase activity; RNA polymerase II cis-regulatory region sequence-specific DNA binding; protein binding. Gene Ontology annotation, cellular component: MLL3/4 complex. NCBI's taxonomy places the organism in Eukaryota, Metazoa, Chordata, Mammalia, Carnivora, Felidae. The coding region runs from base 366 to 4727 and encodes 1453 amino acids. Gene Ontology annotation, biological process: heart development; regulation of gene expression. The record is from RefSeq and is a predicted model, not a curated record.